AUGGAUCCUGAUAAUAAUACUAUUACUACUAACAAUAAUGAUAGUUCAUCUUCGGAAGAAUGUGUAGUUCUAUCUACAAAUUCUCCAAUUCGUGUUCCUUCGACAGAAACUGAUACUGCUAAAACACCUACAACACCAAAAUUAAGAUUAUCAAAAACUGAAUAUAUGCAACGAAAAUCUGAACGAGAAGCAAAAAAAGCAGAAGAACAAGCAAUGAAAGCAGAGAAAAAACGUCUUGCAGAAGAAUUAAAAGCAAAAAAAGCUGCAGAACUUCAAUUAGAAAAAGCACGAAAAGCAGAAGAACUUCAAUUAGAAAAAGCUCGUAAAGCUGAAGAAAAAGCUCGCAAAGCUGAAGAACUUCAAUUGGAAAAAGCACGUAAAGCUGAAGAACUUCAAUUAGAAAAAGCUCGUAAAGCUGAAGAACUUCAAUUAGAAAAGGCUCGUAAAGCUGAAGAAAAAGCUCGAAAAGAAGCAGAAUAUGCUAAUAAAAAGGCUGAACAAAUACAAAAAAAAGAACAAAAACAAGCACAGGCACAAAAACAAGAAUUAGUUCAUAAACAAAUGGCAACUUAUAUGGAUAGAUAUUUUAAACCAGUUGAUAAACCUUCACAAAAAGAAGGGCAAACAUCAACAACAAAUACUCAUACUAUCGUUCAACGAUGUACAAAUAUUUUUGAUCAAUUGGUUUCGAAACAGGAUAUUAAUUUUGUAUCGGAUAUAAUUGAAAAUAUAAAAUCAAUGAAAAAACUUGAUAUUGAAAUUAAUUCACGUCCACGUUUGAACAGUGAUUCGAAUAGUAGUCUUAUAACAGUUGUAGCAACAACAACUGCAAAUAAUUCAUAUGUAUUAAAAACUCGAUAUAUUCAUUUUCCAGAAAAAUAUUUUAAUCGUCCACCAUACUAUGGAACAUUUAAAAAAGCUUUAAGUGUUAAUGUUAAUCCAUUAGAACCAGAUGCAUCUAUUGAGAAUGUUGAUUAUACAGUUGAUUCAGAAGGUGAAUGGGAAGAACUAUGUAAAGAUGGUGAAGAACUUCGUUCGGAUGCUGAUGAUUUAAGUGAUUCAGAAACAAUGGAUAGUGAAAGUGAUACUGAUUCAUUUAUUGUACCACAUGGUCAUUUAUCAGAUGAUGAAUUAAAUGAAGAUGAACAACAACAAUCUACAUCGACAAAACAAGCUCGUGAAGCAGCUAAAACACAUGUAUGGGAUAAGAAAGUAGCACGUUUAAAUCAACAACGAGAAUUAAAACCUUUAUUUGGUUGUAUUUAUGAUCCAACAUUAGAUGAAAAAACAAAAUUUGAAUUAUCAAAUUAUCUUCAUCAAUUUCAAAGAAUUCUUGUACCAAAAGAAAUUCUUCAACGUGUAGAACAAGAUGAUAAAGAACAAGAAAUUAAUGAUGAUACAAUUUCGAAAGAAGAUAAAAAGAAAGGAGUAUCAAGAAAAAAAUCAUUGGUUUCUAAAAAAGGUUCGACUACUGAUCAGCAACAACCUGUGACAAAUACUCCUUCAAUUGGAACACCAACAGUUAAACGUACUGGUUCAGUAUCAAAUAUAGUUGAAGCAGCCUCACCAUCAAAACGUCGUAAAAUGAAUUCCAACGAAAAUUGUUCGAUAAUUGAUGAUUCAGAUGUUAUUAUGACUGAUAUUGAAGUUAUGAAUACAAGUAAAACAAAUGUAUUAGAAGAUGCAAGUAAUGUUUCGGAUAUCAAAUCUUCUCCACUUACAAUUAUUUCAAAUGAUGAUGUUAAACUUGAUAGUACACCAAUAUGUACACUUCUUGUACCAAAACGAAAACAACCACCUGCAUGA
Messenger RNA from Rotaria sp. Silwood1, 1806 nucleotides. Lineage: Eukaryota; Metazoa; Rotifera; Eurotatoria; Philodinida; Philodinidae. The record is from the annotation of a GenBank genome assembly.